This is a messenger RNA of Juglans microcarpa x Juglans regia, 1059 nucleotides long. RefSeq lists its product as uncharacterized. The record is from RefSeq and is a predicted model, not a curated record. The transcript has a single exon. NCBI's taxonomy places the organism in Eukaryota, Viridiplantae, Streptophyta, Magnoliopsida, Fagales, Juglandaceae. Bases 1 to 1059 code for a protein of 352 amino acids.
AUGGAGGAUGAACUAGAGAAGUUGUGGGCAGGUUUCUCUCUCACUGAUCGGGAGAAACAGGAAGUGGUAAUGCCAACGUUAGAUAUUCAUGAGUCAAUGAAAAAAGGGAGACUUUGUCUCUUAGCACAGGUUACUGCAAAUAAAGUUGUCAAUAGAGAAGCAUUCAAGUCCACUAUGUCAAAAGUGUGGAAACCAGAGGGGUGGAUUCGUUUCAAGGAGAUUGGAGAAAAUCAGGUCCUUUUGGAAUUUCAGAAGGAGCAAGACAAGGGUAUAGUGAUAGCUGGGAGACCAUGGUCUUUUGACAGGAUGUUGGCAUGCCUUGAAGAGUUUGAUGGUUGCACACCAUUAAAAGAAAUCCCGUUUGCUUUUGAAGUAUUCUGGGUGCAAGUUCAUGACUUGUCCCUUGCAUGCAUGACAAAGGAUGUGGGAGUCCAGAUUGGAGAACGUAUAGGGACAAUGUUGGACGUUGAAGUUGAUGGAAGUGGAGUGGGAUGGGGCCAGUUCUUAGAUAUAAAGGUGGUGGUGGAUAUUACAAAAACUUUAAUUAGAGGCAAAUUUAUUUCUUUUCAACAGAGACAGUUAUGGCAUCCUCUUAAAUAUGAAUGUCUUCCUAUGCUCUGUUUCCAUUGUGGCAUUAUCAAACAUGCUAAGAGAAGCUGUCAAAAAGAUGAUCAGGCCACAAGACUGUCAGAGGGGAGUCAACCUCAGUAUGGUGCAUGGCUACGUACAAAUCUGUCAAAGAAUGUUGGUAGCUUCUCUAGAACAUACGGGGGAGUCCCAGAUCAGCCACCUCAGGACAAUUGGCAACGGUGGAGGUCUGGCGAGGAGAUUCUCAAGGUAAGUGGAAGGGAUAUCACGAAUUCUCAACAACAUUCAAAUGAGAGGGAAUCUUCUAAAUUUCAGGCAAAUGAUGUUGGUUUAGGAAAGAUUGCCAAUUCUGAAGGAUCUAUUUUUCAAAAAAGAGAGGAAAUUGUGGUUGACAAGGUGGAACCAAAGAAGGAAGCUCCAUACUUAGAGGAAAUCAUGGAUAAUUUAGGGAAGAUUUCUAAAUCAGAAUGA